Molecule: messenger RNA, 1448 nt
Organism: Ctenopharyngodon idella (grass carp)
Lineage: Eukaryota; Metazoa; Chordata; Actinopteri; Cypriniformes; Xenocyprididae
Gene: ypel5
Product: yippee-like 5
Exons: 3
Coding region: 186-551 (121 amino acids)
Source: RefSeq, a predicted model, not a curated record
GCGGUGAGAUUACGCGCAGACACCGGCUGAUUCUGUGUGAAGUGAUUCUUGUGUUUGGUCACUGAUGUUCAGCGCUGCGUUUCUCAAAAGAAUCGUGAGCCCAAGUUGUUCAUUGCCACCAGUGUUGACGAUGCUUUUGGGAAACGUGUUACAUCAGACAUUUUGUAAUUGUUUGGAGUGCUGCGAUGGGUCGAAUCUUCCUGGAUCACAUUGGAGGGACGCGUCUGUUCUCCUGCGCCAACUGUGACACGAUUCUGACCAACCGCUCCGAGCUCAUCUCCACACGCUUCACUGGAGCCACCGGACGGGCCUUCCUCUUCAACAAGGUGGUGAACUUGCAGUACAGCGAGGUGCAGGACCGUGUGAUGCUGACCGGCAGACACAUAGUGAGAGACGUCAGCUGUAAGAACUGCAACAGUAAGCUGGGCUGGAUCUACGAGUUCGCCACCGAGGACAGCCAGCGCUACAAGGAGGGCCGCGUGAUCCUGGAGCGGGCGCUGGUGCGGGAGAGCGAGGGCUUCGAGGAGCAUGUGCCGUCUGACACCUCCUGAUCCACGGACACACGUCACAGUGACCCUCCCCAGCCGGCCUUACGAGCUCCGGCCCUGAACACUGGGAUCAGAAACGCUGAGGAGACACCUGGACGUUUCACAGCAGCUCCUCAAUGCCUGCGCCGCAGAGACCCGUGACACGCUGGAGCGCUUCCACACGUCAUACUGCAGCCUUUCCACAAGAUGGAGCCGUUGAGUGUCACAUACACACACGCUGCAGAGUUAUUAUAUACACAGUCCCUCAUGUCAUGUGCACCGCUCCACAAUUAUAAUCUAAAACCAUAAAAAAUAUUUUUGUUAAUUAAAAUAAAAAUAAACUGAAAAAAGUGUAAAAAACUUAUUUUACUUCAAGUUGCCAAAGAAAACUUUUCUCAUUUUUAUUUAGCUAAAUAACUAAAAUGGAAGAAAAAACUUUAGACAUUUAAAAAAGACAGAAAUGCACAACAAAAUAAUUUUAACUAAAAUGAAAAUGAAAAAUAUUUACGUAAAAAACAAUUUCAAAAUAUUAAUAAAAACUAUAAUGCCAUAUUUUUAUCAUAUAACUGAGCCAGACGCCUGACUGAGGUUUUGCACAUUUCACUUCAUAGUUCAGCAGAUUUUCUUUUCUUCUUUAGUAAAUAUAUUCUCUUUAUUGAUUUGAUCUCAAUAAACUUGUUUUAAUGCUGAUUUAGUGUUAGUGCCUCUUCAUUUAAUCAAGUAAUGUGCAGAUCACACCUGAAUUACUUACAGCCGGACAUCUGCCAAUCCUGUUUUGAUCUCAAAAUUAUUUUUGUGAGAAAAUACAAAAUAUCCAUUAAAGAAAAAACUCUAUUCAUUUGUAAGUAAUUUGUAAGUAUUUAUUUUGCACAAAUGAACUGUUUAAAAAAUAAAUUCAGGAAUAAAUGAUGAAGAAUAUAA